This is a messenger RNA of Anguilla rostrata (American eel), 1389 nucleotides long. RefSeq names its product radial spoke head 3 (gene rsph3). Gene Ontology annotation, cellular component: cilium. The record is from RefSeq and is a predicted model, not a curated record. The coding region runs from base 144 to 1334 and encodes 396 amino acids. Lineage: Eukaryota; Metazoa; Chordata; Actinopteri; Anguilliformes; Anguillidae. The transcript is spliced from 9 exons.
UUAGAUACGGUUGCUAGGAACGGGGAUUGUGCUCCAACAAGAAGUGCAGACACGUAACAAAGCUAGCUAGUGCUAGCUAGCACUUCGCAAAUGUUAAUGUUAACAAACACUUUUCAGUUGUACUAAAUUGAAUCGCCGCCAAUAUGCAGACGAAAAAGGAAGUCAGAGACAGUACAUACACGUUUGCCAGUCGCCCUAGAGCUCUACAAAACCGAAGCAAGUACAGGGAGUCCGCAGCUGAAUCAAAUGACGGGGGUGGAAUCCACGUGAACAUCAUGUAUGACCGGCGGGUCGUCAGGGGCAACACAUAUGCGCAGAGCAUUCUGCCGGUGACGGCGCAGACAGAUCCGGUUGAGAUUCAGAAGCAGCAGGAGGCCAGGAGGAGAGCCAUCGCCCGCCGCAGGGCCAAGGCCCAGUUCCGCUCCCAGACACCGGAGGCAGUAGAGGGCAGGCAGCACAUGGAUGUUCAGACAGAGCUGUACCUGGAGGAGCUGAGCGACCUGGUGGAGGAGUCCAGUGUGGAAUGCCAGACAGACGCGUUCCUGGACAAACCGCCCAGCCCCCUCUUCGUCCCGGCCAAGACCGGCAGAGACGUGGCCACUCAGAUCGAGGAUGGAGAGCUGUUUGACUUUGACCUGGAGGUGCGCCCCCUGCUGGAGACGCUGGUGGGGAAGACGGUGGAGCAGUCUCUGCUGGAGGUGAUGGAGGAGGAGGAGCUGGCCAGCCUGCGGGCCCAGCAGCGAGCCUACGAGGAGCUGCACAACCUGGAGCUGGUGGAGGCGCAGAGGCUGGAGGAGAGGGAGCGGCGCCACCGCCAGGAGAAGGCGUUGAGGUCAGACAGGGCGAUGAGAGAGAGAGGCUGCACCAGCAGGCCACAGCAGAAGAGGAAGAGAGUAGGGUCUCUGUCAGAGCAGGAAGGGGAAGUGAUGUACGCGUUCGCUAAGGGCCAAUCAGAGCACUUCCUCAGAGGGCCGCGUUCAACGCUGUCGACAUCGCCCUGGCGACAGGAGCGCAGGCUGCGGCAGCAGAGGGAGGUGUUGCGGAAGGAGAGGGAGACGGUGGAGAAGAUGGCGGCUCGGGCCUUUGCUCAGCAGUACCUGGUGGACCUGCUCCCGUCCGUCUACACCACGCUGCGGGACCACGGGUUCUUCUACGACCCCGUGGAGAGAGACGUGGAGACUGGGUUCCUCCCCUGGGUGAUGACACAAGUAAACGGAAAUUUGGAGAAACGAUGCGUAGGGAGGGCUGUUCUGGACAUGCUCAUCCGCGACGUCACCCAGCGCAAGUCCCACCUCUUCCAGCAGAUGGCGCACAUGUCAUCCGAUCCCAGCUGAGCAAACCAACCACAGCCACCAGCCAGCCAUUUAAUAAACAGAUUUAUGAUUCUGG